AUGACGAGCGCCAAGGCGAAAAUCCGCCAAGAGCUCUCUGCGUACGAAGAAGCCGUGGAGAUGCUUCGCCAAUCGACAAACUACAUUUACCAGAGCGCGCUCGCGUGGCACUUGCAGCCGCAGCUCGCCCUCGACGGCGUCAACGGCGCUCUCUCGUGGCCAAUGGCGCCCCGCCAAAGCCAGCAGCUUGCAGAACGGUACGCGCACCACUGCAUCCUUCCAGCAACGUGCGUUCGCAUCAUCAACAAGGCCGCUUGGACAUUGCUUCUCCACACGAGCUUGUUGCCUGCUGUUCAGAAGGCACUUGGUGUCACCCGCAUCCAAGUCGGGGCUAUCUACUCCCAUCUUUGCGUCGAUGCGCACGGGUCGUCGGCGAGUCUGACACCGCGAUCGAACAUUGCCAAGGCAUUUGGGACGCUCCUCGUCACGCUGCCGGCAUCGGAAGAAGGCGGCGAGAUCACGGUUGCUCGUGGCGGGCACUCGGCAACACAGUGCCCAUCGCCAUUGACGGCCCAAGUCUUGGCCACGUUCUUGGAUGCACGAAUCACGUCGGCGCCUAUCUCGUCAGGUCGUCGUACUGUGCUCGUCUACGCGCUGGUGGCUGUCGAUGGCGGUAGCGUCGAUGUGCCGCCAACCCGCGACGCCGCCCUCGCUGCCUGGACGGCGAUCGCCGAGCGCCCGCCGCUCAGAAUGCAGCGCAUUGGCAUGCGCAUCAAGAACUGCAAGCAGUGCUGCCUAUCUUUUUCGGACCUUGUGCCACAGGACGCUACGCUAGUCGACGCGCUCUUGGCGACGGGCCGCUUUGACGUGGCGCUUGUCCAGCUCAAGACACGCGUCUUUUCCUUUGGCGACGAAAACGUCGGCGAGGAGGGGCAUACCAUUGGAACAGCCUCGCUGCACCCUGCGUGCUCGAUGCCCUGUGACGUCGCCGUCACAGGCCAUUCGAUCGACGCCUUUGUCGGCGCCCAAUGGCGUGGGGUCAUUUGUUGCGCUCUAGUGUUUUGGCCCACGUCGCUUCGCACGAGCUUUGUGGGCCUCGACCGCGCGCUGCGUCUCGCACACGGCGCGAUCACCGAGACAAGUGAAGGCACUGGUCGCCUUGGCCUGAGCGUACGUGACGUUGUUUGCGGUACCGUGGCCACCUUUGCAAGGACGAGCCCACCGUCUUGUACGAUGAGCGUGGCGCACCUUGUCAUUCAGAGCCGUGACGUCAACCUCAUGGACCGCUUUCUUCGCGACGUGAUGCCGGUGACCAUGACGCUGGUCGGCAUGGCCACCAACGUCCAUGCGAGCUUGCGCGCGUUCGGCUGGACGGCAAUCUUUCCUGCGCUCGAAGCCUUUUUGAAGCGCUGGCUGACGGCACGGGAAGCGAGCGACGUGAGUCGUCUCAUUACGAGUCUGGCGGGCAUCUUCACUGGUGGUACCGCGCUGUGCCCGCCGCUGCGACAGCCGUUUGUGGCCGAGUUUGUCAAAAUGUGCUGGCAGCAUUUGCUCUCGACGGCUACCCCGCCCAUGCAGCACUGGAUCCUCGUGGACGCGUACUUCAGAGACGAGGCGCCGCAGCUCGUGCACAACCAUUGGCUCGACACGCGGCUUCCGCCCGUGCUGAUUGGCAAGGUCGAUGGCUUUCUGUACGGACGCUCCUUUGCAUCGGCGCUUGCACGCAAGCACAUGUCCGCGUCCCAGCAACUCCAACACCUGCCCAGUGGACUCGCCCAGGCGAUUGCAUGCCACCCGACGCUUCCCCGGCAACGGUACCUUGACGUGCUGGCGACCUCUAUCGACCAACUCUUGCGCACACGCGCCGUACGGGAGAACCUACAAGCUAUGCCGGCGUCGUCCAGUGAUAUUGGCCACAUUGUGGGUGCUAUGCACUUUCUGGGCUGCGUCAAUGCGGCACUGCUGACUGCGUGUCAAGUGAUGAGCAGCCCCGAGCGCGUCGUUGCUGGUCUUUUGCUGUUUCUACAGCUGUCAGUGCCACCCGUGCCACCCUCGGUUCAGUCGACCAUUGCGGACUUUGUCAAGUCGGCGACACCGACGUUCACAUAUACCGAUCACACGCAGCACUCGGUUGUCCUCAGUAGCAUCGUCGACGUGAUCGAGGUGCUCACGCUUACCACGCCUCGCGAGGCGCUGCCGUUUGUGACUUCUUGGCGGGCAGCACUGCCAGCGACAUUGGACGCGACCCGCUCGUGCCUCUACCCCGUCAUCGAGAUGCUCUACCGCCGGUUUCAAAGCAAGGACCUCGACCUUGUCCGUUGCUACAAGGCGGCGCGCUAA
This is a messenger RNA of Saprolegnia diclina VS20, 2280 nucleotides long. RefSeq lists its product as hypothetical. The coding region runs from base 1 to 2280 and encodes 759 amino acids. The transcript is spliced from 2 exons. NCBI's taxonomy places the organism in Eukaryota, Oomycota, Saprolegniomycetes, Saprolegniales, Saprolegniaceae. The record is from RefSeq and is a predicted model, not a curated record.